AAAUGUCGGCAAUCGCAACGCGUAACCUUUAGACUGAGAUGAUUAAUGAUAAGACUUUGAAUGAACGCGAGGGGUGCGAUUGCUUGUCAGCGGGUGUUGGGUGUCCGUGCGUGUGGGCAGUAUGCCCCCCCCACCCCUGCGUUGGUGUAAGUGGUGCGGUCCGCGCAACCCCCGGUGUGGGACGCGUCCCCACUCACCGUGCAUCCUUCUCGCCCUCUUCAUCCGCAUCCUCAACAUCCACAUCAGCAGCAGCAGCAACAAGCAAGCGGCUCUUUCAUCAACAUCAUCAUCGCCAUCGUAUUAUCCGUUUGGUCGUCGGUCUGUAAAUUCCGUUCAUAUUCUCAGCGGGAGCUGAAGGCCCCGCCCGCCAGCUCGCUCGCUCGGCCAGAUGUCGAGGAAGAUGACGCGCGCCGAGGUGUGCGCAGACUGCAGCGCGCCAGUAUCAGACCCCGGCUGGGCGUCCAUCAACCGCGGCGUGCUGGUGUGCGACGAGUGCUGCAGUGUGCACCGCAGCCUGGGCCGCCACAUCUCCCUCGUCAAGCACCUGCGCCACAGCCAGUGGCCCACCUCGCUCAUACAGAUGGUGCAGACGCUGGUGAGCAAUGGAGCCAACUCGAUCUGGGAGCACUCGCUGCUCGACCCAGCGCAGAUCCAGAGCGGCAAGCGCAAGGCUAACCCACACGACAAAGUGCACCCGACCAAGGCAGAGUUCAUCAAGGCCAAGUAUCAGAUGCUGUCGUUCGUGCACCGCAUGCCGUGCCGCGAGGACGAUAACAUCAUGGCCACCGACCUGAGCAGGCAACUGCACUCGAGUGUGAGAACGGGGAACUUGGAGACGUCGCUGAGGCUGCUCUCCCUGGGGGCCCAAGCCAACUACUUCAACCCCGACAAGGGGAACACCCCGCUGCACGUGGCAGCCAAGGCCGGGCAGACCCUGCAGGCCGAGCUGCUCGUGGUGUAUGGCGCCGACCCGGGUGCCGUCGACGCUCUGGGCCAGACGCCCGUCGAGUGCGCGCGCCAAGCGGGACACACGGAUCUCGCCGACCGCCUCGUCGAGUGCCAGUACGAGCUCACCGACCGCCUCACCUUCUACCUGUGCGGCCGUAAGCCAGAUCACAAAAGCGGCCAGCACUUUGUGAUUCCGCAGAUGGCAGACAGACAGAACAGCCUGGACCUCUCUGAAUUUGCAAAGGCAGCCAAGAAGAAACUGGAAGCACUGAGCAACCACCUCUUUGAGGAGCUUGCAAUGGACGUGUACGAUGAGGUGGACAGGCGCGAAACCGACGCAGUGUGGCUCACCACACAGAACCACAGCAAGCUGGUGACGGACCGCACCGCCGUGCCCUUCCUGCCCGUCAACCCUGAGUACUCGUCCACGCGCAACCAGGGCCGACAGAAGCUGGCUCGCUUCAACGCUCGCGAGUUCGCCACGCUCAUCAUCGACAUCCUGAGCGAUGCCAAGCGGCGGCAGCAGGGCACAGCACCGGGGGACAGCAUGGACGAUGACGAUGUUCACGAUUACGACAUCGUGCCGUCGGAGGAUGAAGACGUGACCCCCGGGAACUCCGCCGUCAAAUCCCGAGCCAAGAGCAUGGACUCUGACCUCUCCGACGGGCCGAUCACCUUGCAGGAGUACAUGGAGGUCAAGUCGGCGCUUGCCAGCUCGGAGGCCAAAGUUCAGAGGUUACUCAAGGUGAACUCCGACCUUGGAGACGAGCUGCGGCGCCUGAGGCAGGAGGUCGACAAGCUGCAUCGCGAGAACUCCACGCUGCGCGAACAGCUGGGCAGCGGCAGCUCUCCCUACCCAGGCCCGCACGGCGGAGGCGGUGGCGGAGGCGGUGGCGGUGGCGGCGGCGGCGGCGGGGGAGGGGGGCCUUCCGCGUCGCGCAAGGAGCCCGUCUACCAGGCCUCUGCUCUGGACUCCUCGCUAGACGGGGACUACAGCAGCUACAGGGAGGUGGGCCUCGGCGUUCGUUGCGUCGAGGGGGAGGAGAGCGAGGGCGACCCGAGCCACGCGCUGCCCAGCGGACAGGACGUCAUCCGCAAGACGGAGCAGAUCACCAAGAACAUCCAGGAGCUGCUGCGCUCUGCCCAGGAGUGCAAGCACGAGAGCUUUGUGCCGUGCUCCAGCAAGAUCCACAUUGCGGUGUCGGAGAUGGCCGCUCUGUUCCCAAAGAAGCCGCGCUCGGAGACGCUGCGGGCCUCGCUGCGCCUCAUGACGGGCAGCGCGCUGCGCCUGCAGUCCGAGUGCAUGAAGACGAUCCCCGCGGACGCGGGCGACGCCGUCGACCUGCAGCUCAUCACCCAGCAGGUCAUCCAGUGCGCGUACGACAUCGCCAAGGCGGCCCGCCAGCUCGUCACCUUCACCACCAACGCCGCCAACGCGUGAGCGGGGUCGGGCGCCGGGGUCGGGCGCCGGGCGGCCGGCUCGGCCACGGCGGGCUUCGGCAAGGGUUGGGCGCGGUGCCGGCGAGCCCGAGUUUUACCGGUGCAGGGGGUCCAGUCCCACGCGUGCACUCGCGCGCUCGCGGUCACACGACACGUGCACUCACAGAGGCACGCACUCUUUACACGCAUGUACGCACUCAUUAAUGGAUGCACACACGUGUACGUAUGUGUGUACACUUGGCCUGUAAUGAUUCACCGAUUACAGUGAGUUCUAAUGUUCACGAAGCACGUGUCGAAUCAGACAUUGUGAUAUGAUAGCAUAUCAGUCACUCCUGUGACUGAUAUGCUGUCACAUUUAAACCAAUGGAGCUAACAACAUGGUAGAUCAUAUUCGGAAAAAAUUGAAACAACGAAUCGGUUCUUGAAUCGAUUCAUGAUCCAGCAUCGUGACAAUUAAUCGAAACCCUUUGGGGGUGGGGGUGAAUCAUCAUACGCCUAACGUACACGCACGCACGCACACACAGGUGGGUGUACUUGGGGAGGUGUCCACGCAUUGUGCUAGCGGCCUACCCUGCGAGGCACGGCUUGGUCAACGUAGAGCUGCAGUCACAAGCAGUGCUUUCAUUGACGCACGACGCUCCAAGGAGCUUUGCGACGGAACGGCCAGAGCCACCGCCACUGGCUCAGCACUCGUGAAGAACAGAGCCCAGCCUCGGCACAGCCUACCCGCAGUCACCGCACGCACGCACGCACAUGAACUGUUGUAAAAUAUUUUAUUCAUCGUGGUAAGCCAUCUCGUACGGUGUGUGUGUGCGCGUGCAUGUGUGCGCACGCAACUAUCACUUUGCUUGCGCAGUUGGCGACGUUUAACCGUGACGUUGUGACUUCACAGGGUUUUUUUUAUUUAGCCUGCCAAACCAGAAGCCCUCUGUCUUUUCAGUUAUUUAAAUCAGAAAGAAAAGACAAAAAAAAACAUCUGCUUGCUCAAUAACUAACUUCCUUAUGCAUAAUCACGUGUGCUAUAAUUAGAAAACUGCUAAGUGCUCGUAAUGACUUGAAACUUUGGCAAUUCCCUGACCCCUGUUUUAAGUAUCAUUAUCGUGUCAAUGCUUAUGGGCACUGUCACUUGCAACAUCGCGUUGGGUUUGUCACGCUCACCUGUGCCCACAUGUGCCCCGCUAACCUGGGUCCACCUGUACCCCGCUCGCCUGAUUCCACCUCUACCAUGCUUACCUGGGCUCACCUGUGCCAAUGACAGCGAUCGUCCCGAGGCUACACUUGCCCUCAUAGGAACCCAGGUUGCAUGGCGAGGCCCAGCCAGGAGUCAUGAUGGCGGAGUUCAUUACAAACGCGCCGGUUUGUGUAAACCUCUAAAGUGGACGGUUGAACUCGAGAGGAUUGCCACGCGUGAGCCCUCGAAGUUCCCCGUGCCCUUCUCCGUCCGAUGUUCCCCUCCGCAGAAUCGUGUCGCCCGAGAGUCAACUUGUGUUUUUCUAGACAGCGGCGCUACGAAUUGUAUAACACGAAUUAGACGCUUAACGGUUUCAUUUACAAAGUGCAUUAUGUUUUAGGGAGCCUUACGGCUGGGCCACCCCUCAUCCGGCCACACCUGUCCCACUCAUUCCUGGUUUGAUCGACCACCUGCCGCCGGCUGCUGCUUGCGGAUUCGCUGGCUUGAGGCUGAGCCGAUGGAAUCUCCUGCUUCUACGCACGUCUGUUGUAACGCGCGUCCAUCCCUUGCCGCGUCCCCGUGUGCCAAGUUCGUUGUGGAGCCAGGUGCGAUCAAUGCAGCUGUAAAUGUGCGUCGCUCGGAAUAUCCCCAGCGUCGCGGCUUUGGCUCGGUGCCUGUCCAGCGUGUCGAGAUGUGUGACGCGCACAUGUUGGUGUGACGCAAGUGUGGAGACACACGAGACCAUUGUGUGCGUGGUGUGACGUGUGUACCAUGCUGUGAGACCGGUGUGUGUGUGUUGUGAAUCGCGUAGCGUGGCACUUGACCAGUGUAUGUGCUGUGACACAAGACCAGUGGUGUCUUUGAGUGUGUGGCAUCAGUGUGACGUGCGUGUGGAUCGCCACGUGUGUAAUGCCAUUAUCACGUGUGUGAAACGAGGCCAUCGUGGGGUGUUACGUGAUGCGUGUGCGGUGUGAGCCGGCGUGGAUCAUGGUUGGUAGAAGGAGUCCACGAAUCGUCAAAUUCGGGCAGCAGUGUUAGUCUCAUGGCUCGAUUGGCUCGGCGUGGCAUGGGUGGGCUGCCUUGGGAUCCUACUGACGGAGCCUUCGUAUCGAAAUUCCACUGCACAACCAAGCCGCGCCAGCAUGCCGUGCCGAGCCAGGUGGGCACGGCUGAGGAAGGUGCCAGGUUGUUUUUUUCCACUGCAGAACGAGAGCCGUGCCAGCAUGCACGUUCAAGCCUACUGCAAAUGCAACCUGAUCAAUAAGAUUAUCCCUCUGUCUGCUUAUGGCCGUGACCAUGUCGGAUGUCUGUGAGACACGAGAGUUUCUCGGUUUGGUUCUGGCUCGGCUUGGCAAAUCGCCAGUGGAAAAAAAUCACCCACAUCGUGAGAGCCCCUCCACGCUGAGCUCGGCUCGGAUGUACAGCGACGAGGGCUGCCCUGGCUCGGUUCCGAUCGCCGCCGGUCCCUGCGUGCAUUGGGAGUGUUUCUUGGAGUGGACUUCUUCAAGUGACUUAAUAUUGUAUUUUAGAAUGUUGUACUGUGCAUUGUUACACGUGCGUUGUUCAGACAUUUCCUAUGUGGUAAACCAUGUAACCCUGUAUUUUAUACUGCGUUUUGAGUUUACAGCUGUUAUGACGCAAACACGUUAUGUUUGGUGCCAAUUUAUUAUUGUUACAUCUUCAGCAUGCGGUUACACAGAAUAAAAGAUGAAUGGGAAAACAA
Petromyzon marinus (sea lamprey) is the source of this 5282-nucleotide messenger RNA. NCBI's taxonomy places the organism in Eukaryota, Metazoa, Chordata, Hyperoartia, Petromyzontiformes, Petromyzontidae. The record is from RefSeq and is a predicted model, not a curated record.